AUUGUCAGAUCACCUCUAAAUUCAAAUAAUGAAUUUCUGUUUACAAUUUUUAUUCCAAUUUGUAAAGCUAUGGUGUCUUCCUUGUUAACCGGUACUAACAAUCCGAACUCUACAGCUUUAAUUAACGACAGACGUGAAAUCAAGGAGAUCAAUGUUCUUCGACAGAUCAUCAACCAGGAAACUCUCAUCCGUUUAGCCAUGUUCAGGGAUGUAAAGGCAUUAGUUGAAGACGUUACUUCUGUGAAGCGUAAUAUAAAGUCUACAAAAACAAUAAUCUCCUCUUUACAACAGGCUGUAGAAACGUUAAAAAGACAGCUUGGUACGCUUAGUCAGGAGCAGAAAAGAGAAAUGCAGAAAAUUGAGCAAAAUAUUGCCGAUAUCUACAAACCUUUUUAAUAACAGGAUAUUGCAAACUGUCGAAAAAGAGAAUGAUGUUACCUUUUGAUAACAAAACCAUGCUUUAAGGAACUUGUUUGAAGUAUUAAUCAUCUUUGCUGUGUUCCAAGAAAUUCAUGACUAAACAUUUAAGGGAUGCGGUAAAACUGCUAUAUUACAUAGAACUAUUUAAAAACGUCCUGUUCAGCGGAUAUUUAAACUUGAGGAUAUAAACAAGAAAUGUUUUCGUCAGGACAACGAGAAAGUUAAGUCAUGGCAACAGUGUGGACAAUUUUCUUCAUGUCUAGUUUAUUUUGUAUAAAUUCUCAGUAUAUUGAUUUGGAUAAUAUUGCUGCGUGCAAGAGUAAUGAAAAGAUGGAACAAUUUCAAACAUAUCUGACCGAGCAUAGAAGGCUCCAGCGUGUAGUAGAUCAACUGCGACAGGAUAACAUGGAAAUCAGAGAUUUGCUGACCAACCUUACAUUAACUAGGUUAAAACUAAAUGCAGAUUGUAAAGAUCUCAAGGUUAACGGACAAACACAAUCUGGUGUAUAUCAAAUAUAUCCCUUUGGAAACGAAAGCCAAGUCAACGUGUAUUGUGACAUGGUGACAGAAGGCGGAGGGUGGACAGCAAUCCAGAAGCGGAUCAGUGGAUCAGUGACCUUUAGCAAGACGUGGAAGGAGUUCAAAAAGGGUUUUGGAAACCCACAUUUCUCUUAUUGGAUUGGAAAUGACGUCAUUCACCAUCUUACCAAGGAAAGGAACUCAUCUCUUUAUGUCUCUAUUACUUUACAAAAUGGCACAACUUUCUACGAAUUAUAUCAUCAGUUUUCUGUUUCCGAUGAGGCAAACAAAUACAAACUCUUUCUUGGAGGCCCAUCUACCGGAACAUUGGGUGACAGUAUGUUAAACACGUGGAGUUCUACCGAUAAUUUGUUUGGAAUGUACUUCUCCACCACAGACCAAGACAAUGACAGAGCUAGUGAAAACUGUGCUGCUGACACAAAAGGAGGCUGGUGGUUUAAUAACUGUCACGACGCAUUUCUUAACGGUCCCUGGUCUCCGCAAUUCUGGUAUGAGCCUUGGACUCCAACAGUUCGUAAUGGUUAUGAAAUAAAGGAGACUCUAAUGAUGAUAAAACCUCACUGAUCGUGUUUCUUGUUGUUCAUUGAAAAAUGAAUUAUAGUGAAGAUAAAAUAUUUAGAAUUUCAGCUUACUUUCGGUUAACCAUCAAUUGUAGACGUUUAAUUCUUCAUACAGAGAUUUGUUGAGAGAAAAAAUGGGUUUUUUUUUUAAAUUUUUGUCAUUUUAGAAAUACACAGUAGUUUAUCAAGAAAUCGAAUUCUAUUUUCAUAUGGUGAAAAUAUUGAAGCAUAUAGAAAAAAUAUUUUAUUAUUGACAUAGUAAAAAUGUGAAGAAAAAAAAAACAACAAAAAAAACAUUUCCCCAUCAUUGAUGUUGGGACUAAAGAUUUCCUCCUGUUUGUCUAUUUUCCUUUGAAUAGUAAAUGGAUUUUCUCACAACAUGACGAAAAAAUGUAUCCUUAAGGUUUUUAAAAUCAAUUAAAUAAAAAGGCAUAUAUACUUGAUUGUAAAGAUAUGGGCAUUUGAAUUUCCUUGUCUUUUUCUUCUUUCACCCACCACUUGCUGUAUAACUCGUAUCAAUACUAAUCAGAUUAUAUUUAUAUUUUGAAAAAUAUAUGCAAAUGACAUAAAAAUGCUUUAUUUACUAUUGAGGCUUACAAAAAUGCAAUUUUAUUACAUAUAUGUACAGUUCUGUUUUCAAGGACAUGUUGCCAUGAAACAAUGUACAAGGAAAAAGAAAGUAAAUGUGACUUAUUAUAGUGAAAUGCAGUGUUUAUUAUAACGUUAAACAAAUAUUCGGCCUGUCAGAUCUAUACAAAACACUUAACAGAAAGCACUUUUGCUAUAACGAAUACCAUCGUCUGAAGCCACGGUCCGGAGUCCGCAUAUAGCUUUCUCCUACCCGUGGCUGUUUGAUCACAAAAAGUGUUGUAAUCUUGAAUAUUUACGCCUUUAAAUUGUGACGUCAUGUUCAGCCAAUGACAAUAUUUGUUUCCAUCGCAAUUGAAAUCAACAAUUGACAUCAACAGUAUACAAGAAAUGUUUCGUAUACUGCGAUUGGGUAUUGAAAGAUCGCGUCAAAGUUCAUUAUCCGACUAUGCUUUACGUGCAUUGGUCAAUAUUUUAAUGAGCUACGAAAUAUAUCCUCUUCUCAUUCAACCACGGCCAGAAUGGGAGGGGAUCGUACAUUUUGGCCGGGGUUUGCGACGAUGAACGAAUACAAGUGUCAAUUUUUUGUCUAUAUUAAAUAAUUAUUAUGAAGGCUGGAUGUUAACAUCUGAAUGCAAGUAUUUAACAGUUUGUCAAGGAAAACUUGAUGAAAAAAUCUAAUCAAUUUUUUUUAAGAGUUCGGGCAACGUAUUAGCUUACGACUGGCAUAAGAAGAGCAUUAUUGUUACCCUCAUUCUUUAUCAAUUGAGACGGAGAUGGUAUUUUUCUCAUUUUCAUCAUUUUCUGAUUGUCUAAUGUAAUUUAUGAAAUCUUUAUAAAAGUGAAAAAUGUGCUUAAAUACAUGAAUAUAUUAACAA
Messenger RNA from Saccostrea echinata, 2986 nucleotides. RefSeq names its product microfibril-associated glycoprotein 4-like. Bases 649 to 1524 code for a protein of 291 amino acids. Lineage: Eukaryota; Metazoa; Mollusca; Bivalvia; Ostreida; Ostreidae. The transcript is spliced from 6 exons. The record is from RefSeq and is a predicted model, not a curated record.